Paramecium tetraurelia is the source of this 747-nucleotide messenger RNA. RefSeq lists its product as uncharacterized. NCBI's taxonomy places the organism in Eukaryota, Ciliophora, Oligohymenophorea, Peniculida, Parameciidae. The transcript has 4 exons. Gene Ontology annotation, molecular function: ubiquitin-protein transferase activity. The record is from RefSeq and is a predicted model, not a curated record.
AUGUAGGAAUGUCCUGAAUCAACCUUUGAAGAGAAUAUUUUCGAAAAUUGGGUUACUCUGAGAACUGAUAAAAGUAAGUAAUUUUAUAUAUCUUAUAUAUUUAAGAAUGGCAGCAAAAUACCAGUCAAAUAUGAGGAAAGACUAGAAUAUAUUAAUAAAUUGAUAGAAGUCAAAUGUACUGAAAGUGAAUUACAAUGUGAAAGUCUGAUCAAAGGAUUAAUCAAAAUAAUUCCUUCACCUUUAUUGAAUUGGGUAUCAGCGGAAGAUUUAGAAUUAUGGGUUUGUGGACGACCUAUUGUAGAUGUGGAUCUCCUUAAGAGACACACAAGAUAUUCUGGAGACUUAAAUGAAAACAGUGAUAGAAUUAAAUUCUUUUGGGAGGCACUCUAUGAACUAUCAGAAUAAGAGAAGCUUAGAUUCAUUAAAUUCUGUUGGGGAUAAGAAAGAUUACCUGCCAAUGAUGAAGAAUUCGAUCGAAAUUAAAUUAGAUUUAUGAUUAAACCUUCUACUGUUAAUACUAAAUAGCCUAAUAAAGCUCUGCCAAAAGCAGAUACUUGUUUCUUUAAUUUAGAAUUACCCAAUUAUUCUAGCAAAGAUAUCUUGAAGAAGUAAUUACUAACAGCCAUUAAUUUGGAUUGCGAUAGCAUGAAUGCUGAUCCUCGAGUAAAUCUAGAUCCAAAUGCUCGACAUAGACGUAAUAGGGACGACGACGAAGAUGAUAGCUUGUUUGAGGAAGGUGAAUGGUGA